AUGCGAAGCACGAGUAUUGUGCGAGCAGAGGGAUCUCCCCAGAGCUCAGCCCCAUCAACUCCAACCCCACUGACCCGAGGGGGUCUGGUAACGGUCGAGAAUGCACUGGUGUCAUCGGCUCUCGCGACUCGAGGUGCUCCUAGCCAGGAGAACAUCCAGCUUUGCUGCCAAGGUAAGUUGGCCUGCUACCACAUACCUCCCGCUAAUUCAGGAUUGCUAAUCACUUCAGUAGAGAGCACGAAGAAUCUCCAGUUUCCAGAGAUUCCUGCCUACACCUUAGCGACCUACUUCCUCGUUCAGGAGCAUGGCAGUCAAAGGGAGCCAGUUUGUGUGCCCUUCCGCAAUUUCGAUGAUUAUGAGACAACCGACGAGUUCCUGGAUGAAAUGGAGAAGCGAUGCUGCUGUGAGCAUGAACCAAGUAUGCUGCAGCUGUUUGAAGACGUCCGGCAGUUCUCGCAUGCCGUGGUCUUGCUCCAAUGGUCGGGUGUCUCUUUCGUGAUGCGCCGCGAGACGGAUGACCUCCAAUCGCUGGCCAACCGCAUUGCUUGGGCGUGGCGGGCAAAGAGGGAAGGCGAAUUACGGACAUUUGAGUUUGUGAUCCAGGUGACAUUGAAGAAGGAUUAA
Messenger RNA from Penicillium brasilianum, 624 nucleotides. The record is from the annotation of a GenBank genome assembly. Lineage: Eukaryota; Fungi; Ascomycota; Eurotiomycetes; Eurotiales; Aspergillaceae.